AUGAACGAGGUGGAAGACGGACAACAAGAUGACACAGUCGACGUGGUACGUGAUGUUCUCCUUAAGAGAGCAGAGGCCGAAGCUGCUCAAAUCGAAGCUGAAGAAUGCUGUAAAGAAGACUUGGAAACGGACACUGUUGUUUUGGAUAUUCUUACCGAGCGGCCCGCUUUGGAAGCUGCACAGUUUGAAAAGGAUGAAGAAACUGCCACGAGCAGAGAUUUGAAAUUGAAGAGCCUUAAUCUCAGCCAAAGCAAAAAGCCAGAAAAGGAAAAGUUCCUGAACAUGUCGGCUGGUUUGGCAGUUGCAAAAAAAGAUCUCCAUCAAGACACCAGUGAGACCAGAGAAGAAGAAAUCAUGGAAAUUGUGGCAGGUCAGGUCAGUUUGGCAGUCGCUCAACGUCUUAGUAAUGCCAAACAAGAUCUCCAUAAUAAAGAAAAACCAAGCACGUAUACUGACGAAAACAACCUUAUGGAAAUAGCCGCAGAAAUCAAUGAAGCUUCCAAGCUGGGAAAAUUUGCCAAUGCCGCGAACAAUCCAUCCAACAAACAAGAAACUGCGCUUGGGAGGGAACAACUCAAUAGUGUACCAGCAACAGAGGCUGUCCCACAACCUGCCUUGCGCCCAAGUACACAGAUGCGUCCUCAAUCUCAGCCAGGUGCAUUCCCGAAUGCACCAGGAGGACAGAUGCAACGAAACCCCAACUUAAACUAUGGCCUUGUUGGUGCUAAUUCGGGCACUGCCAGUGAUCCAGAAGAUGCCAGUGUUGGUAUGGCAGGACAGAUAUCGACAAAUGAAGGUUUGGUACAAGCUAAUGCUGUAGAGGAUGAUACGGCCGAAUUGAUGCAUGCCAAUCCGGUCGAUCUUGAAGCCACCCAGCAUCGGGCACUUCAAAAGAAGCAGCAACAGAAAACUUUCUUUGCAGCAGCUCUUUGGUUGUUGCUGGUUGUUGCCAUUAUUGUGGGAUUUGUGGUGGGAACCCAAAAGAACAAGGAGCCAAAAGUGGUUGUCCUUGAGUCAACGGAGGCUCCAACAGUUUAUGGCUCCAUGCAACCCUCUGAGGUCCCGUCCAUGGCUCCCACUGGUUCUCUGAACGUGCUGUUGGAUAGCCUACCCGAAUAUACUUUGGCCAGCAUCAACAAUGGUAGUGAGACGCCUCAGUGGAAAGCAUGGUGGUGGCUAGCCAAUCACCAAAACAUCACAUUUCUUCCAGAAUGGAGAAAGACACAACUAUUCGCCCUUGCAACAUUCUUUUUCUCCUUUGAGGGAGAAAGUUGGAAUCAUUUAAUCAAGGAUCGAUGGAUGGAUGACACAGUUGAAGAGUGUGACUGGUUCUCCAGUGGGUUUGGGCUUUUCAUUGAUGAGACAUAUGUUGAAUUUCAAAAUCUCUUUGUUUUUGUGUCAUUCCCAGUCACUCCCCCCUGCGAUAGCCAAGGACAAUUCACAUCGCUUGAUUUGCAAGACCUGCAGCUCUCUGGUUUCCACCCAUCUGUGCCACCAGAGAUUGCACUGUUGACUUCCUUAUCACAUCUAGCCUUGCAGAGCAAUGGCAUCGCUGUUCCAUUUCCGUCUCUGCUGCCAGCAGAAUUUUACAGCUGCACUUCUUUGACCUCCGUGGAGUUGGCUGCGAACCUGUUGUCGGGCCAAAUGCCCACUGAGUUUGGACUCAUGACAUUAUUGGAAAUGCUUAAGCUCAAUGACAAUCAGUUAACUGGGGAAAUUGCCUCUGAGCUUGGGUUCAUGAUCUCAUUGGACAGUCUUGAAUUGCAUCAUAAUGACCUGACCAGUGCACUGCCUUCUGAGGUUGGAAAGUUGACUGCUUUGGAGUGGCUGAAUUUGGGAUACAAUGAAUUGGCAGGCCAACUGCCUUCUGAGCUUGGGCUCCUGACCUUAUUGAUCCAACUAAAGCUUCAUGAUAAUCAGCUUACCGGUUCACUGCAUUCCGAGUUUGGAAUCCUGACCUCAUUGAAGUACAUCGACCUUUUUCGAAAUCAGUUCACUGGUGCACUGCCUUCGGAGCUCAGCCUCGUGACCUCAUUGGAAGAGCUUCGCCUUUAUGACAAUCAAUUCACCAGCACAAUCCCAAUGGAAGUUGCCAUGAUGACAUCUUUGACAUCUUUGGGCCUUCACAAUAAUGACCUGACAGGAACACUGCCCAGUCAACUGAAUGCAUCUAUGGGAUUGAGACUAUAUGGGAAUCAGUUCUUAGGGAGUGUUCCAAGCCAUCUUUGUUCUUUUCUAUUUUGUGAUUGUUCCCUAAAUGAAACUCCUCCUGUUUCCACCUGUGCUGACCUAAAAGAAGCUCCACCGGAUUGGCCUGGACGAUUUCCAACCACAGGUUCUGAUGUCAUGCUGAACAUCUACACUGAUUAUUUUCCAGAAGAAACAUCAUGGGUUUGGCAGAAGGAAACAAAUGUGACAGGUACUUGGGACACAUUGUAA
Molecule: messenger RNA, 2439 nt
Organism: Seminavis robusta
Lineage: Eukaryota; Bacillariophyta; Bacillariophyceae; Naviculales; Naviculaceae
Source: the annotation of a GenBank genome assembly